This is a messenger RNA of Lethenteron reissneri (Far Eastern brook lamprey), 3286 nucleotides long. RefSeq names its product component of oligomeric golgi complex 8 (gene COG8). Gene Ontology annotation, biological process: intra-Golgi vesicle-mediated transport. NCBI's taxonomy places the organism in Eukaryota, Metazoa, Chordata, Hyperoartia, Petromyzontiformes, Petromyzontidae. The record is from RefSeq and is a predicted model, not a curated record. Gene Ontology annotation, cellular component: COG complex.
UCGCCAGGAAGAACCCCACCACCGCCGCCACCGCGCGCCUCGGACCAUGGCCACGGCGAUUGAGGACGAGGUCGAGGACGAGCUCGCCUCGCUCGCCUCUCUCCUCGGCGACUCGCUGCCGGCGGGCUGGCGCGACAGCGGCGACGUGGGCCUCUACCUGCGCGAGCUGAGCUCGCACGGCGUCGAGUGGCUGCGGCGGGAGCCCGAGCGCCUCGCCGAGGAGCGAGGCCGCGUCCAGCAGCAGACACGCGAACUCGCCUACCACGACCACGGCACCUUCGUGCAGACGGCCGAGUGCUCGGCGCGGGUGCUGCGCGACUUCGGCGACGUGGAGGCGCGCCUGGGGGCCCUGCUCGACAAGCUGCCCGCCUUCGGCGAGCGCUGCCGACGCUUCGCGCGCGACGCCGAAGGCCUCGGGGCCCAGCGGCGCACGAACGCGCUGACGCUGGGCCGCCACACCGAGCUGCUGGAGCUGCUCGAGGCGCCGCAGCUCAUGGACACGUGCGUGCGCAACGCCUACUACGACGAGGCGCUGGAGCUGCUCGAGUACGUGAAGCGCCUUGAGAAGCGCCACGCCUCCAUCCCCGUGGUGGCCGCCAUCGUGAGCGAGGUGCGCGCCUCCGCGCAGCUCAUGCUGAGCCAGCUGCUGCAGCAGCUGCGCACGGCGCUGGCGCUGCCCGCGUGCCUCCGCGCCGUGGGCUACCUGCGCCGCAUGCGCGCCUUCUCCGAGGCCGAGCUGCGCCUCAAGUUCCUGCAGGCGCGCGACGCCUGGCUCGCCGCGGUGCUGUCGGCGUUGCCGCGCGACGACCCCUACGCCCACGUCGCCAAGACGGUGGAGGCCUGCCGCGUGCACCUCUUCGACGUCGUCACGCAGUACCGCGCCGUCUUCGCCGACGACGACGCGCCGCACGAGGCUUCGUCGUCGGGCGGCGGCGUCAGCGAGCGGGACCCGGCCCGCGAGGGGGCCCUCUUCCACGCGUGGGUGGCGCGCAAGGUGGCGGACUUCCUCGCGACGCUGCGCGCGGCCCUCCGCGCCGGCGUGGGCCCGCGUCUCGACGCCCUCGUGGGCCAGUGCUUCUACUUCGGCCUGUCGUUCGGGCGCGUGGGCGCCGACUUCCGCGCGCUGCUGGCGCCGCUCUUCCAGGAGGCGGCACGCGAGGCGCUGGCGCGGGCGCUGGCCGAGGCGGGCGACGCGUUCCGGGACGACAUGGACGCCUACACGCUCGUGGCGACGCCGCUCAAGCUGACGGGCGGCGCGGGAAUCCGCCCGGAGAGAGGGGUUGGCGCCCAGGGUGCGACAACCUCGCAGCAGGCCGGAGCGUUGUUGCAGCCGCCGGCGACGCUCAUGGACUUCCCGCCGCUGGCGUACUUCCUCAACAACGUCCUGGCGGCGUUCAACGAGCUGCGGCUGUGCUGCCCGCUCGCCCUGGCGGAGGAUGUUGGGGCCUGCGUGGAGGCCACGCUGGUUGGGGCGGUGGACGCGGUGCUGGCAUUCCACCGCGCGGAGGAGCCGGCGAUGAGUGCCCGCGAGGCGGAGCUGUUUGCGCGCUUCUGCGCUGCGCUGGCGCGGGAGCUGGCGCCGCACGUCGACCGCUGCCUGCAGGCACUGUUCCCCCCCGCGGAGCUCGCACGCGCACUCGGUGUCCCGCUGGUCCAUCUCUCGCGCCUGGGCCACCUCGGCCGCUUGGACGUGGAGGCCAUCAUCGCCCCCCUGGCGCCGCUGCUCCCUCCCGCACCGCCCGAGCUGCCCCCCCUCACGCCGCCACCGCCCGUGCCGGCGCCCCCCCAGUCGGGGCCCCCGCCUCUCCCGCCCGCAAGCAGUGGCUCGCCCGCAAGCAGUGGCUCGCCCCAACCGAUCGCCGUCCUCGCGUCGGUCCCCCCCAUCCUCCCGGGCGGCCCGCCGCUUGCCACCGAGGCCCAGCCCCCGCCGCGGGACCCAAGUCCUGUUUCGGACGCUCCGUCCGGAACAACGCCGGCCCCCCAAGAUGCCCAAACAGCAGCGGCGGAAGAAGAAGAAGAAGAAGAAGGAGAAGGGCCCCCCACGAUUUCAGGGAGCCAGGCGGAGGAGGAUUGAGAGAUAAUCGAGGUUGAGGCAGCUUGUAGUGACGUCGUGCUGCCGACCCCCCUCCACUGAGUGAGACUGGUGGUGACCCCGGGGGGGGGGUGUUGGAGGGGGCUGAUGACCUCUGCUCGGUUCGCAAAGGUCACAACGGCCGUAGGAGAGCGGCGUUUUUGAAGCAGCUCAUCACCUGGGACCGCGGCGCUCACUCUGGUGGCAACGUUUUGAUCCCGAAGAGAGGGUGGAGGUUGGUGGGCGGGAGGUGGUUGGGGGGUGGUGGGGGUGUUAAGGAUUUGGGAGAUGGUGGUGCAGCAGAAGGAGACCAUUUUAUAUGUCGGUGUUCGUCUGGGGUCAGACUCGCACUGUAAUUGUCAACGGGUUCGUGGCAGCGAUGUUAGAGUUUGGGAGGAGGCAAGUCACCAUGGGUGUGGGGGUGGUGCUCUAUCGAGUCGACCAUUUCCCCAUGAGAACUCUUAAUUGUUGGCUAGGGGGCACAGCUUAUGGCUCAUGUCCUCUGUCUGAAAGUUGUUUGUGGGGGGGGGGCACAGCUGUUCCCUCUGCCCCCCCCUCCCCGUGUUGUUGUUGAGUUGCGUGCUCACUGCUGUUGUGCGUUCCCGCACUGACAUUUGAUUGGAAGCUCUGGGCUGAGCGUGUCGCAGAUCGGGAGAUAACACCGUGUUUGUGGGUUGUGUAACGCGUGUUGCAACAGUGGGUGGGUGGUGGGUGUGUGGGCGCGUGUGUACGAGCGCGCGGGGAGCGGUGGCGCAGCGGUUAGCGCCACCGCUUGGCUGUGUAGCGCCGCGACCCACGUUGGAUUCGCGCUCACGACUUAACGUCCGUGACGAAUAAUCUGAACCGGUUCCCAGGGGCUCACCCGAGUCGACUCGGCCGUAAAUGAGUACGUGCCUGGUGCGGUACUUAUUAGACAUCAGCACUGGGGAGGCAAAGGGGGCCGGGGGCGAGGUGGCUGGCCACCCACCGCCGGUGCGUGCCUUCUCGGUGCUCACCAAUGGCACUUGCCCCCAGCACCCUGUUGGAGGCUAUACGGGGGAGCUUUGUCUUUGUGCGUGCUGGGUGUCCCCAUCUGACCGGUCGCUCAUUGCGGCAGGGACCCGGGGACUGCGUGGAGGACUCGACACGGUGUGCCACUUAGUCCAGGGGUGGCAGCAGCAGAAGGUGGUAACUGCAUAAACUGGCCAAGCCUUGCAAUAAAAACAACAUGACACA